This is a messenger RNA of Oryzias melastigma (Indian medaka), 3165 nucleotides long. Its product is annotated as netrin-4. Gene Ontology annotation, molecular function: protein binding. Gene Ontology annotation, biological process: substrate adhesion-dependent cell spreading; basement membrane assembly; cell migration. The transcript is spliced from 10 exons. The record is from RefSeq and is a predicted model, not a curated record. Gene Ontology annotation, cellular component: laminin trimer. The coding region runs from base 309 to 2255 and encodes 648 amino acids. Lineage: Eukaryota; Metazoa; Chordata; Actinopteri; Beloniformes; Adrianichthyidae.
AUGGAUGCUGUCAUUGUGACAAAUCUGACUCCUGGAUUUUUGGGGGAGUGGUCUGGAGGACAAAACCGGAAGAGGGCGGGGCUAAUUUCCUUCAACAUGUCAAAGAGAGGCUGUCCUGGAGUGUGUGGUUUUACAUGUAAUAACUGUUGGGCUCACACGUGGCUCAAAACAUUUCUUAAGAGACAUUUCCACAUCCCCGGCUGACAGGAAUAAGCUGUGGGUGUUGAAAUGUCUGCGGCGCAGCCUUCUGGAGUUGGUUCUUCCAUGAUGGAAAGGAGCUUGUUUAUGAUAGUGCAGAGUCCUGCCUCAUGAAGCCUCUGCGGGGAGAUUCUGUGGACUUGAGCAGCAUGACCCUGUGGAUCCUGCUGGUGUUUUUCCAGGUGUGCGCAUCCUCUUCUCUGACUUUAGGGAGAUCUGCGCAUGCCUGCCUUGAUCGAGCCUGCAACCCCCGCAUGGGGAACUUGGCGCACGGCAGACUUUUACGCACGCGCUCAGAGUGCGGCUCCAACGCUUCCGAGCCCUUCUGCUCCUUCACGCAGACCUCUGCGCCCCGCCGCGGCGAAUCCUGCUCCCCCGCAAAGUGCAGCGUGUGCGCCACCUCCUCCACCUCCUCCUCAUCCUCCGCGCUCUCGCAUCCUCCCUCCGCCAUGACCGACUCCUCCUUUCGCUUCCCCGACACUUGGUGGCAGUCCGCCGGGGAGAUGGAGGAGGAGACGCUCCAGCUGGACCUGGAGACCGAGUUUCUCUUCACGCAUCUGAUCAUGGUGUUCCGCUCCCCGCGUCCCGCAGCCAUGGUGCUGGAGCGCUCCCAGGACCGCGGACGCACGUGGAAGGCGCUCAGAUACUUCGCCCGGAGCUGUGAGGAGGUUUUUGGAGUGGCGGAGGGGUCACCUGUCAGGGGAGGUGGCGCAACUUGUACCUCCAAGUAUUCUGGAGCUUUUCCUUGCACCAGAGGAGAGGUGAUUUAUCGAGGCUUGUCGCCUUGGAGCUCAGUGGAUCCCUACGGGCCGGUUGCUCAGGACCAGCUAAUGAUCACCAACCUCAGAGUAAAACUUUUGCAAAGGCAGCAGUGUCCUUGUUUGACUAAACCGUCAAAUGUUCCUGCCUUCCCUGUGGACCACUACGCCAUCUACGACUUUAUCGUUAAAGGCAGCUGCCUUUGCAAUGGACACGCUGAUGAGUGCGUACCAGCCAGAGGCUAUCAACCCAACCGACAGUACGUCCCGAGCACGGUUCACGGGAAGUGCGUGUGCAGACACAACACAGCCGGCGAUCACUGUGAGCGCUGUGCACCUCUGUUCAAUGACCGGCCGUGGCAGGCAGCCAACGGCAUCAUGGGUACACCGCACGGAUGCCAGAAGUGCAAGUGCAACGGCCAUGCCAGCAGCUGCCACUUCAGUCGGGGGAUGUGGUUGGCAACAGGUCGGCGGAGUGGAGGAGUGUGUGACCAAUGUCGCCACAACACAGAAGGCCGCCGCUGCCAAAGCUGUAGGAGGGGCUACUACAGAGAUGCAAGCCGUCCAAAGAGCGCAGCGGACUCCUGCAAACCCUGCACCUGCAACCCCGUGGGCUCCGUCCUCUCAGCCGAUGGCCAUCUUUGUGACCCCAGCAACGGGAAGUGCUCUUGUAAGCCCGGCGUUGGGGGCCCCCGCUGUGAUAAGUGCUCAGUGGGACACUGGGGGCUGCAUGAGCACGGCUGCCGCCCAUGUGACUGCCCGGGGGACUGCGACCCUUACACUGGAGACUGCAGUUCUGGCUCAGAUGUGGAGAUCCUCUAUGCAGCCGCUGACACCAGGAGACAAAACAGCAACAAGAGUGAGACGGCACUCUUUAGGGGAGAGGAGCUUUUCUCUGCACUGCACCACUCUGUGAAAUGUGAGUGUGAAGAUGUCGCAUUUGACAGCCCUAAAUACUUCUGUUCUGCAGAGUUUGACUAUGUGGUGGUGGUUAAGGUGAUGUCCGCUCAUGACGAAGGCUCUCACGUGGAGUUGGAGGUCAAAAUAAAGAAGGUGUUGUAUCAGAGACCACGGAUGAAGAUUCAGCAGGAAAGUGUCACUCUUUACCCCGAGUCCUGGACCGUCCACGGCUGCACCUGCCCCAUUCUCAACCCAGGAUCUGAGUACAUAGUGGCCGGUCAUGAAGACUGGAACACCGGCCGACUUCUCAUUAACAACAAGAGCCUCGUUAAACCAUGGAAACCAACCCUUGUGCGCAAAAUUCUCAACAUCUGCAGAAAAUGUCACAGUAACUCAUGAAGAAUGUUGAACAGUGAGAGUGGAUGGAGGUGCUGGACCACCACGGGGACCCACAGAAUCAUGCUGCAUCAACCAGUUCACAAAUACCUCUAAAAUCAGGAAUUGUCUGGACACAAAAAACCUUUAGGUUUGUGUUUUAUGUCUGCAAAGUUGUAACAAGUGCAUACCUUUUGUUUGCCUUGUUAGAACAUAGUUACUGCAGAGUGACAGUAGUUCAUGAGAAAUUUGCCUCGCUGGAGUAAGCCCACCUCCACUUCCCGUUACCCAUCUGUUAACAGAGUCUUUUAGGUAACAGCCCCUCACACCCCAACCUAACAUUACUGAUGCACCAAAAAUGCAAUAUUGGAGCUAUCCAGCUGUUUUGAGUCAGAUGCCAGCUCAGACGAGGAAAAUAAAUACGUACAUGGAUCUAGUCGUCUACAAGUGGAUUCAUGAGAAUGUAGCGGAGCAGGAAGAUUGUCACCUGCCGAUUGUAGUUUCUAUGUCCUAACUGUAAGUUUUUUCCAACAGCAUUUUGUUGUCUGUUCCCGAUUCACGACUAUUUGAAUAAACAAAAUACUCAGAAAUAAGAUUUUAAGCCAAAUUUUCUUAAAAUACAAGAAGAUGUUAAAAACACAUUAUUAUCAGAGUGCGUCUUUACAGAUAAUAGUACAUUUCCUGGACAUUAUCAUUAAAAUUUUUUAAAAGCACAAAUGAAAAUGUUGCAGGUCUCAGAUAUUUGUGAAUAAACAAUGAAAGAUGUACUAGAGAAUUUUUUUGUUUUUUUACCUGAGUUCCAGUUCUUCCCCCUGGAAUUUAAUCUUAACAGUUUAAAAUCAGUCUGUCAUGCCACCAAACCCCAGAUCAGCUUCCUUAUAACCAGUUUAGAUUGAAACUUUAGAGACUUUCUUUGAAAAACUUUUCAAGACAA